AUGACCAAUCUGGAUGUCGUGGAGUUGACAAGGGAACGCGAGCAGGUACUAGCAGCUCAGCAAUCAAUUGCCGAAUGGCGCAAAAGUUUGAAGCACCCAAACAAGAACGAUCACCAUUCCCGGCGGAAAAAACGGGCCGAUCGCAAGAUUGCUGAAACGGAAGAAUCUCAUUACACCGAUAAAAAUAAUGCUACAACAAAUGGAGAGGAUCCAGACUAUCUGGAAUCGUCGGUGGUAUGCUACGGGGUAUUGGGAUGCUUUCACGAAACGGACCACCUACCAGAAAUGCUACCCUCUUCUCCAGCAGAAGUAAAUACGCGAUUUUUAGUGUACACCACUACGCACCGGAGUGAAAAGCCAUUGAUCGAGUUUUCAUACGAAGAAUUGGUUGACGCAGGUUUUGGAACAGGCCAAUGGAAUAACGCAACCAACGAAACUAGGACUAUGCCCGCAGAUAAUAAUAAGUCGUCUGCUUUGCUGAAAACAUUUGGAGAUUUGACCAACCGAUCCGUACGUGUUAUCGUACAUGGCUUUGGAUCUAACUGUGGCCUUGUGUGGAUCUAUGAGAUGCGUACUGCUCUAAUGGCUGUGGAAAAUUGUACAGUGAUAUGCGUUGACUGGGAAAAUGGUGCAAAGCUACCGAACUACGUCCGCGCUGCUGCCAAUACGCGGCUUGUCGGCAGACAAUUGGCACUGUUGUUGCGCCUUCUUCGUACGCACAAUCGCCUCCAACCUGCACGGGUGCAUUUGAUCGGCUUCAGUCUGGGAUCACACGUAGCAGGUUUUGCCGGGUUCGAGUUUUCCAACCUUGCCGAAACGACAAGCGCCGUCGAUAGCAUCUGGCGCAUAACUGGAUUGGACCCGGCUGGGCCUCUAUUUGAAGCACAACCGCCCGAGGUGCGCCUCGAUGCCGGAGAUGCUCAGUUUGUGGACGUCAUUCAUUCGAACGGUGAAAAUCUCAUUCUGGGUGGCCUUGGGUCAUGGCAGCCUAUGGGCACCGUCGAUUAUUAUCCUAAUGGAGGCCGCGUUCAACAUGGAUGCACUAAUUUGUUUGUCGGCGCCGUCACCGAUAUUAUCUGGGCGCCACCUACCACCGUUGAAGGCCGUUCGUUGUGCAACCACCGUCGAGCAUAUAAAUUUUUUAUCGAUUCCGUCGCUCCAAGAUGUCAUUUCCCCGCAUUUCCCUGUGAAAGUUAUGACCAGUUCGCCGCAGGUGAAUGCUUCGAUUGUGGCAGCGGCAGCAAAAAUGUUAAUUCUGCCUGCGGUCAUAUGGGCUAUUAUGCAACAAACCGCGAUGUUGGUGGCCAUGGUCAGCUAUACCUGCGCACAAGGGACGAGGAGCCGUACUGUGCUAAUCAAUUUCGACUGCGGCUGCGUAACGCUCCCGAUGAGCUACCUCUGCGUACGGUGGGUCGUUUUGAACUCACGCUGGAAGGAGGUGACAGUGGAAAUGGUGUCGACGAUGGCAGUGCAGUUCCAGUAUUAACAUUCAACGAAACAUUCCAUUUGGAUGAAACUCGUGAAGAUAGAGAAUUCCAUGCUGGUCAAUGGUUGACGACUAUCUUGGUUCCCCAUCCGGCACUAGGACGUCGGCCGCGUGCUUUGACUAUAACGUAUCGUCCGUACCGCGGAGGAUGGUGGCAGAGGUCUAGUGUGGGAAAACAACUAUGGCGGAUAGGACCCAUUCUAUUAACGGCGGACAAUCAGAAGGUCUACGGAUCAUGUGGAAUUUUGACGCUUCAGGCGGAUGUUCCAGUACGGGUCGAGCUGGCCCCCAUACUGCGUGAUACUCUGCAUAGCGAUGCAGAGGAAUGUUUUGAGGAAGUUAAAGGAGGCCCAAAUACUUUAGAUGAUGUCGUCAAACCUGAUAAUGAAUAUCUUUCCUGGACCCCGGUAGCAAUUAGUAUACCUCGCCAUACACACACUAACGAGAAACGUUCGUUUUCUGAUACCGUGGACACAGAUAUCAUUCCUUUGGAUAAACCAUUUGUGGACACUGAAAAAAAUUCCAUGACAUUGCCAACGGCGCAAACCGUGCAGCUUUUUCCGUCACGUUUAGUGUCUUUUUUUGAACGUGCUGAAAGAUAUGCGCGGCGCACGUGGGACGCCCUAUUCAAUGAGAAUGUAACGUUAUCGACUGAAACGGAAGUCGGAUCGGUGUCUACCGAAUAUACCAACAUGGAGUCAGACACCGAGAAAAACGCGAGCGUCGACGAAAUUGACGACAUAAGAAUAGCGUUACCCACAUUUAAACCGAUUACGAUGCCCGUCGAAAGCUCGGUCGGCAGCGGGAGAAAACAUUAUACCAGGUUUAUUCCGCUAGUGUACGAAUCAACUAAAAUUCCGGGAUCGAACAACAAAACAGAACAUGCUGACAGACCAUGAUGUGAUAGCAUUUUUUAUGCUUUAAGUCGUUAUUCGCUCACUGCCCUGCAAUUGUGAAUUUUUACAUUUAUACAACCAAAACAAAGAUUCACUCAGAAGACACGAUGCGUUUGAACUAUAUACUACUUAUGUUUUUGAAGAAAAAUAUGUUUGAAAUAAAUGAUACGUUCUA
Molecule: messenger RNA, 2557 nt
Organism: Anopheles bellator
Lineage: Eukaryota; Metazoa; Arthropoda; Insecta; Diptera; Culicidae
Product: pancreatic triacylglycerol lipase
Exons: 4
Coding region: 1-2385 (794 amino acids)
Biological process (GO): lipid metabolic process
Molecular function (GO): lipase activity
Source: RefSeq, a predicted model, not a curated record